Molecule: messenger RNA, 3414 nt
Organism: Truncatella angustata
Lineage: Eukaryota; Fungi; Ascomycota; Sordariomycetes; Amphisphaeriales; Sporocadaceae
Exons: 1
Biological process (GO): regulation of GTPase activity
Source: RefSeq, a predicted model, not a curated record
AGAAACAGAAACAGAGACCGGGACAGUGCCCACACGACAAGAAGCAGCAACUACAGAGCCGACGUCAGCACGCAAAGCACAAUCCGAACUGUCACACCUGAGCCACCCGAAAUCGGUCACCCCAUCACGGACACAAACAUAACACAAACCUCCCGGACCUCUCAAGGCUUUGGCGCCACGUCGCCUCAAACCUCUCCCAGGUCUAUACCUGGCGGAGAGCGUAGGCGAAGAGGCAUUGUAUUCAAUGACACAUAUGGUGGCUCAUAUGAUAGCUCCGAGUCAAGCCCGCCUCAGCAAGCAAGGCCCUCACUCCGGCCUCGCACACACACCAUGGACACGGCCCUUGCGUUACAACGGCAAACUGCGCCCACUUCUGCGGACAGUCGGCAUAGGGUGGGGUCGUUCUCGUCCUCAAGUUCCACGCCGUUCGCCGACAUCGAUGUUCGUCAUCCGCCAACUGUUCUAAAGACCGCGAGCUACCCGUCAGUGGCGUCUGCUACGUUCUCACGUGCUCCGGACCUCAAAAUCUCUGUCUCAUCUUCCUCCAAGCACAGCAAGCAAUCAGCAAACAGACGUCUCAUAAAGCGAGCGUCCUCUCGUCCGACUUCACCUCUAAUUUCUCCGGCUCCUUCUGUGGAUUCGUUGCCGCUGCCCAUACCCACAGACGAUGCGAACAGGUUGCUUUUGCUUAUGAAGACGCUAUGCGGUCGGAUGAAAGGCGGUGUUGAGUACCAAGGCGAGCCCAGUGGACUAUGGUAUUCUGGCAUUUGCUAUAUAGACGAGGAGAGGGGAAGCUUGCUCUUCGACUCCGGCCAGAAUGGGCCUUUCCACAUACCGCUUGUCGGAGACCUUCGCGGUUGCAGGGUUCUGCCGGUGGAGCACCAAGACAGUGGGGGUAAAUGCCUCGAACUACUUAACCACAAAAUGGGCGUCGAGCUGUUGCUUCGACCACUCAUCGCCGAUGAAUUCGAUUUGUGGCUUGCUGCCCUACUUUGUUGGCAACAACUUCGGCCUUCUGGAGCCCGGGUCCCCAGCAACAGAGUCGGAAACUCGCCGUCAACGAGUCGAGCCGAGAUGCGGCGACGGGGUUCUUCGGCUGUCGGUUCACACGCAGCUGCCAAUGCCACCAUCAUCAAAGUGGGUAAGGUCAUGCUUUGGGACAAGGGCAUUGCGACAUCACCUCGCGCAAUCGUGAAAAGACCAUCUACUCGUGACCUUCGCGCUCCGACAACAGCCUGGGUAAGGGUGUCUUGCAUAUUGCAAGACAAUGGGGCGUUCAAGUUGAUGACCGAGAACGAUGUGACUGUUCUCUCCAUCAUAGAGCUCUCCCAACUGUCUCGUUGUGCUAUACAGCAGCUCGACAAGUCGGUGCUUGACGAGGAAUAUUGCAUCGCCAUUUUCCCCAUCUACGCACCCACGUCCAAGCAGCUCUCUAUAUUCAGGCCAGUCUACCUUGCACUGGACACAAGGGUUCUUUUUGAGGUGUGGUUUGUCUUGCUUCGCGCCUUCGCCGUGCCAGACCUCUACGGAAUCGAGCCAUCUUCGGAGCUAGCAACAGAGAUUAUCAACUUCAAGGAGAAUUUUGAUGGACAGAUGUUCAGAGUUGAGAAAUCAAUACAAGUAAGAGUUACCGAAGCAAAAUUGAAGAGGCCAGACAACAGACCCGAUCAGCAUGAUAGGCAUCACAAAAGCGAUCGCGAUCCACUCAUUGGUAAUUACCUAGCCGAGGUUAUACUGGAUGGCGAGGUUCGGGCACGCACGACAACACAAACCGACACCAGUAAACCGUUUUGGAGAGAGGCCGUACAAUUCAGCGAGCUCCCGACAACACUACCCUAUUUGUCGAUUGUGCUCAAGCGGGUGGACGGCAACCUUGACAGCUUUAGUCAUCAACUCCAGGCCUCAUUAGGCCUACCCAAGACGGGUAAUCUGAGCGAGACCAUGUGCGGUGCUGUCGACAUACCGCUGGAUAGGCUAGAGCGCGGCAAGGACCAUGAACAGUGGCAUCAAAUACAAGACGAGAAGAACGAGUCCAUCGGCAGCAUGUUUGUCAAGGUCAACCUCGAAGAGUUCGUCGUGCUCAUGGCCGAUGACUACAAGCCUUUAUCUGAUCUCUUGCACAAAUUCAGCUUAGGCCUGCCUAGCCAGAUUGCCGCUGCGAUGCCACAGCAAUUACGACGUCUUGCGGAGAUCUUUAUCAACGUCUUCCAAGCCUCCACACGAUCCGUUGAAUGGCUUCUUGUGUUGGUAGAAGAGGAAAUAGACGGAAUCAGUGGACAGAACACCAUGAAGAAAAUGCGAUUCAGUAGACGCAUGAAAUCCAAUGACUCGAACAACUCGGCCAGUGAUCGAGAGCUGAUUGUCCGCGACAUGGGCAAGUCACUAGCGGGCGAAGCAAACCUGCUUUUCCGAGGCAACACUCUGCUUACCCAGGCUCUGGAGUUCCACAUGCGUCGCUUGGGCAAGGAAUACUUGGAGGAAGUUCUCAGCGACAAGAUCUUCGAAAUCAAUGAGAUCAAUCCUGACUGCGAAGUCGACCCAAGCAGAAUAUCGCACCAUGUUGACAUCAACCAGCAUUGGUCGCAAUUAAUGCAACUUACCACGGAGGUCUGGCAAUGCAUCGCGAUUUCAGCAAACAAGUUACCAGCCGAACUGCGGCAAAUACUAAAGUAUAUCCGGGCCGUCGCGGAAGACCGCUACGGUGACUUUCUCCGAACCGUCACAUACACGAGUGUUUCGGGCUUCUUGUUUCUUCGAUUCAUCUGCCCAGCCAUUCUGAAUCCGAAGUUGUUCGGAUUGUUGCGGGACAACCCACGUCCUAGAGCUCAGCGCACCCUCACCCUCGUGGCCAAGGGGCUACAAGCUCUAGGAAACUUGUCCACGUUCGGCAAGAAGGAGAGCUGGAUGGAACCGAUGAAUAAAUUCUUGAACAAUCAAAGACAGCCUUUCAAGGACUUCGUCGACGCCAUAUGCUCUAUACCGACCGAACGCGCCACCAUACCACUUCCGGCGACAUACAUGACCCCCAUCACAAUCCUCGGCCGCCUCUCAAAACCGGCCCGUGAGGGAUUUCCUGUAUUGCCAUACCUUAUCGAUGACGCAAGACACUUUGCCGCUCUAGUCAAGCUUUGGUUGGACGCUCAUCAUGCUGGCGCCCAUGACUCGCGUCAUUUCGAAGGUGAACUCGCCGAAUUUCACGAACUCUGUAUCGGGCUCCAGCAACGCUCAGACCAAUGCAUGGAGAGGAUAGAAGCUAUCAGAGCUGCAGAGACUGGUUCAGCCGCCACUGAUGAUGUAGCCGAUAGUCUUGAAAGAGCAUCGCUGAUGGAUUCAAUGCAUGCCGCUUACGGCAGUUCGUCGAUAUGGGUAGAUAAUGAUCCUUACCGUGCUCCAGGCUCGUCUGGCUCGGAUGUA